AUGGACGUGAAAGAGUCAACCAACAAGUCGGGAGAGCAGCAACCAUCGGACAAGCCAGAAUUUUUGAAUUCAUUCGAUCUGCCAGGGAUGCCACCGCACGUACUGCAAUUGAAAAUAGGUGUGACAAUUAUCAUGUUCCGAAAUAUCAACCAGCCAAAGCUUUGCAACGGCACGCUGCAUGCAGUAAAAAAAUUAUUAAUCAACGUCGUAGAAGCAACAAUCUUGACAGGACCUUUCAAAGGUGAAGAUGUCCUCAUUCCUCGCAUUCCCAUUAUUCCAACGGAUGUGCCUGUGGACCGAGACACUCGGUUUCGUGGCUUCUUGUGGGACUGCCACUGGAACUUGGACAGUCUGAGGUCGCUGCUCCUGCGAUGUGCUGCCAUGGCGCGCCACAGUGAAGGAGACUCCAGGGGUAACGAUAUUUGA
Molecule: messenger RNA, 426 nt
Organism: Cryptotermes secundus
Lineage: Eukaryota; Metazoa; Arthropoda; Insecta; Blattodea; Kalotermitidae
Exons: 3
Coding region: 1-426 (141 amino acids)
Source: RefSeq, a predicted model, not a curated record